UUGCUGCUGUCAACCGCAGGUUGUGAUCCGAGCUGUCUUAAAGUCUAAGGAAUUUUCAAGUAAAACCAACGAUGUAAACCGAAAGCCGUAUUGUUUAAAAAAAAUUAUAAAUACAUUCAUAUAGCGUCAAAUUUCUGGUGGUACAAUGGCUCUAUAGUUAUAAAAUCGUAAUUAUUUAAUGCCAACACAAGCGACUGCCAUGAUUGAUUCUAGCGUCGUUUAGAUGAUGUUCGAGUAAAUAGUUUUUGUAUAAUGUGGGAAAUUUGGCCAAAAAACAUCAGUGAACUGUGAUCAGAAUGGUGGUGGAUGUACCAAUAAGACCUUUCCACACCAUAAAAAUGCAACCUGCUGGAAUGAACCCAAAGGAGCUAUCAGAUAAUGAUGAUAUAGCUACUUCCUUGGUUCUGGACCCUCACCUUGGGUUCAGCACUCAUAAAAUGAAUGUUAGGUUUAGACCACCUAAGACAAAUAUAGCUGAACUAAAAAGUAUUAUAGAAGAAUUUAUCCAAAAUCAGAAUUAUGAAAAAGCUUGUGCCCGUAUAUUGAAAGGUGACUGGAUGCCCAGAAUUAAAUCGAAAAACCAACAAAAAAGAUUAGAAGAACACAUUUAUCGAUACUUGAGAGUUUUUGACACAGAAUCGGGAUUUGUAAUAGAACCCUGUUAUCGCUAUUCCCUAGAAGGCCAAAAAGGUGCCAAAAUAUCAGCUACCAGAAAGUGGUACAAGAACGAGAAAAUAGAAUGUUUGGUAGGUUGCAUAGCUGAAUUAACAGAAGAAGAAGAGAAACAGUUGCUUCAUCCAGGUAAAAAUGACUUUUCAGUUAUGUACAGUUGUCGGAAAAAUUGUGCACAGUUAUGGUUGGGCCCGGCGGCCUACAUAAACCAUGACUGCAGAGCAAACUGUAAGUUUGUCGCAACGGGUAGAGAUACUGCUUGCGUUAAAGUCUUAAGAGACAUAGAAGUAGGCGAAGAAGUAACAUGUUUUUAUGGAGAAGACUUUUUCGGUGAUAAAAAUUGCUAUUGUGAGUGUGAAACUUGUGAGAGACGCAAUACAGGUGCGUUCGCAAAAGAGACAGACCAGAAAGAGGAGAAUGGCUAUAAGUUGCGUGAAACUGACAACCGCAUAAACAGAACUAAACACAAACUACAGGGUAGUAAAAAUUCAGUUAGUUUUUACGAACGGUUACAAGUAACAACAACAAGUAAAAUCGUGACGCCUCUAAGUAUGAAGGAAUUGCGCCAAAAGGGUCUUACUAAGUACGAUGCCAAGAUGCUUAUCGAGCACGGUUGCAAGUUUUCCGAUAUAGGGGAUUUUAGCAGAAAGGACCGUCUUCGUAUUUCCACUGUAAAUAUUAAACAAGUUAAAAAGUGUAAUUCUAAAAAGUCUGUGAUAAAUGGGGAAACUAAUGUCCUGUCUAUUAGCACGAGGGAGACUCGCAUGCAGCGGAGACAAGCUAGACAAGCGAACCAAGAGCUUAUGCAGACUGCCACACACAGUAUCUCUAGGUCUAAUCUAUUAGACGACCUUCAAAGUAACGCCAGUAGUUGUCCCAGUACGUUCAGUGAUACAGAGCCCGCAUGCGAUGCCACGCAGCAGAAUAAGAAGUUCAACGACAGCCACGAGAGUGGCAAAGGAACAUCCUCAGAUAUGGGCGAGCAGGUCACUAUGACCGGUAUAACAUUACGUAACCACAAACGUCUCAGCGAUCCGAGUAUCGACGUAAUAUCAUCCGAUACACUAACUCCGGAAACAGCAAAACUAACGUCUCAAGUCGACUGCAAUCAGAACGGCACCGAUGGUGAAAAAUUAAACUACAACCAUAUACCCCACGACGAAAAGUUGGACAUUAACGAGCCGGCGAAAGCAGAGGACAUCUCCAAAAGAAAAACCAGAAACUCCAACCGAUUGGGCUCCGCUGUAAGCGAAGAGCCGAAAUACGACGACAAAAAUGACAUUUACGAGUUCAACGACGACGACGUACCGGACGAUUUAAUAUUGCGCAGAAACAAACCUACGCAGGACAGUGACGUAAAAAAUGAUAGUGUAGUAAACGAAAUCCACAACCAGGAAGAUACGAGAGUAAAGUCUGAAAAAGAUACUGCCACCGUGGACAGCAUUGACAGCGCCAUGGACAGGUGGCCUGCGGAAAGCGCAGAUCGCCCACCCGAGUGUGUUCACCACGUAGAAAAAACACCAGAAAAGUGCGGACGCUUAAAACUUACGUUGAGGAUGAAACGCAGCCCCGUUCUGGACGAGGUCAUCGAAUCGGGCACUAGCUUGAGCGAGGACUGCUUCGAGCCGGAAUACGAGGUGUUGAGAGUGGAGGGCGUGGACAGCGACCCCUACACGCCCUACACUCAUAGAAAGAAACGGCACAAAUCUAAAGACAGGAAGAGGGACAGGAGGUUCAAGCAGGCCGAGGAGGAGGUACCGCAGCUUCCCAUGAAACGUUUAAGGCUUAUUUUCGGUAAUGAAAGUCACACUAUAGACAUCCCGUCCACUAGUUCUAAUUGUCAAACAUGAUGGACCCUUAUAUUCCUUUUCGACUCGAAUAUUGCAUCUUAGCAUUGUACAGAAACUUGUUCGGUUGAGGUGGUAAUCGGUUCUUUUAGUUUCGUUAAGCCACAAAAUGAUCAUCCUUUCAAUCCAUAAUCGAGUGGGUGCAAAAAUUCCAAUACAAUAAACGGGGGUAAAGCUAAGGUUUUGGCCCAGAUAUAAUAAUAAGUAUACAAUUUAAAUAUCUGACGUUAGGCUGCAAAUUUAGCGGGAAACACAAGAAAUGGUUUCCACGAAACGUUAAUAGGCUGUUUGAAUUUGAAUGUGCGGGGCGGACCAAAUUCCACACGUUGGGAGGGUUUCUCAUAUUCCAGAAGAGAUAUACAAAAUUUAAACGUCAUGGGUUCGAUUUCGAUACGUAUGUACAGGAUGUUUUUCAUUUUUUGCCGUUUUUCUCAACUUUCGAAUAGCUUUUGUGAAACUUUUUGAUUUUUCUAAAGGGGAUCUUCAUCUUCAAUUUUCUGUGUAGAAUCCAGUGAACACACCAUAUUUUUUAUAUAAUCAGUUUUUCUGUUAUAUUCAAACGUACACUUUUUAAAUAUAGCUUCGUAUUUAG
This is a messenger RNA of Anoplophora glabripennis (Asian longhorned beetle), 3111 nucleotides long. It is a transcript of the gene Hmt4-20, whose product is annotated as histone-lysine N-methyltransferase Suv4-20. Bases 297 to 2522 code for a protein of 741 amino acids. Gene Ontology annotation, cellular component: nucleus. The transcript is spliced from 4 exons. The record is from RefSeq and is a predicted model, not a curated record. Gene Ontology annotation, molecular function: histone H4K20 methyltransferase activity; protein binding. Lineage: Eukaryota; Metazoa; Arthropoda; Insecta; Coleoptera; Cerambycidae.